AUUUUCGUCUCUCCAGAUGCGUAUUGUUUUUGUGUUAGUUUGUUGACAUUCGCUUUGCCGUGCGCGUGAAAAUUGUGGAAAAACUGUGAUGAACAAGCCAAAAAUCACAUUUGGCAAGAUCAGCUUCACCAAGGCGUCGAGUGAGGGUGGAAAUUCCGGGGAAAAUCCCCAGAAUGAAGGUUUUGGUACAUUUGGCAAGAAUGCACCUGUAAAUAAGCUGAAUCAGGCCAUCGAGGAGAUUGCAGACGAUCUAGAGAGUCAGCAUGUGAAGGAAGUGAUGGGAAUAUCGGGAUUUGGCCGCAAGGCGAAGAACUUCGACAUUGCUGAGCAGAUUGCCAAGGCGAGACAGGUGCCCAAGAGGAAUCCUGUGCAAUCCCAGGAAGUGGCUGCGAAGGAGGAGGAGGGUGAGGAUGAGGAUGAUGUGAUUGGACCACUGCCGCCGCCGGAUUUAGCCGCGGGAACCGCAAAGACGGCGCAAAAGGGCAGCGACAGUGAAGAGAGUGACGAGGAGGAGGAAGAGGAGGAGGAUGAGGGUCUCCUGGGGCGUAUUCCGGCUACACACGAAGUGGCCAUGCAGCAUGGCUCCAAGGCGGUGAUCGCACUGUCCGCGGAUCCGUCAGGCGCCCGCCUGGCGAGCGGUUCUGUCAACUACGACUUGUUCUUCUGGGACUUCGCCGGCAUGGACACGAGCAUGAGGGCCUUCCGGACGCUGCAGCCGUGUGAGAACUACCCCAUCCGCAGCAUUCAAUACUCCGUGACGGGCGACAGGAUCCUGGUGGUGUCGGGCAACUCGCAGGCGAAGAUCCUGGACAGGGAUGGCUUCGAGAAAAUGGAGUGCGUGAAGGGCGAUCAGUACAUCACGGACAUGGCCAGGACGAAGGGGCACACGGCGCAGCUCACGGCCGGCUGCUGGCAUCCGGGCAGGCGCGAGGAGUUCCUCACCAGCGCCCUGGACGCCACGCUGCGUAUCUGGGAGGCGUCCGGCGCCAAGCAGCAGAAGCAGCUGAUCAAGACGCGCGCCCAGGGCGGCCUCAAGACGCUGCCGCACAGCUGCACGUACAACAGGGACGCCACGCUGAUCGCGGCGGGAUGCGCCGACGGCUCCAUCCAGAUGUGGGACACGCGCCGGAUGUUCGUCAACACCACGCACUGCAUCCGCGAGGCGCACGCCCGCGGCAGCGAGAUCUCCUGCGUCACCUUUUCACACCUCGGCACGCAGCUGGCGUCCAGAUCCUGCGACGGCACCAUGAGACUCUGGGACAUGCGCCAGCUCCGGAAGCCGCUCUUCACCUUCGACGCGCUCUACGCGCGCUACGACACCACGGACUGCGUCUUCAGCCCGGACGACGCCGUCCUGGUCACGGGAGAGUCGCUGGACAAGGGCAAGGACGCUGCCACGCUGCACUUCUUCGACACGCGCACCAGCGAACGCGUGCACGAGAUUCCCGUGACGGAUUCGCACGUGAUCAAGGUGUUGUGGCACCCGAAGCUGAACCAGAUCUUCGUGGGAUGCGGCAAUGGGACGAUCAAGUGCUUCUACGACGAGAAGCGGAGCCUGCGCGGCGCCAAGCUGUGCGUGGUGAAGACGUACAGGAAGAAGAAGCACGUGGAGGUCGUGGGCACGACGCAGGUCAUCACGCCGCACGCGCUGCCCAUGUUCCGGCAGGAGAAGAGCCGCUCCAGCCGGAAGAAGAUGGAGAAGGAUCGCGCGGAUCCCGUGAAGUCGCGCAAGCCCGAUCUGCCGAUCACGUCCGGCCAGGGCGGCAGAGUGGCGUCGUCUGGCGGCACGCUGAGCUCCUACGUGAUCCGCAAUCUGGGCCUGAGCAAGCGCGUGGACGACGAUCAGGAUCCGCGCGAGGCCAUUCUCAAGUAUGCCAAGGAGGCGGCUGAGAAUCCGUACUGGAUCGCGCCGGCGUACGCCAAGACGCAGCCGCGGCCCAUCUUCGACGCCGAAGACGGUCCGGACGCGAAGAAGCCGAAGACAGAAUAAAAAGAAUGUGGCAAAAGA
Messenger RNA from Phlebotomus argentipes, 2008 nucleotides. Its product is annotated as gastrulation defective protein 1 homolog. The coding region runs from base 89 to 1990 and encodes 633 amino acids. Lineage: Eukaryota; Metazoa; Arthropoda; Insecta; Diptera; Psychodidae. Gene Ontology annotation, molecular function: protein binding. The record is from RefSeq and is a predicted model, not a curated record. The transcript is spliced from 2 exons. Gene Ontology annotation, cellular component: site of double-strand break; nucleus. Gene Ontology annotation, biological process: regulation of DNA double-strand break processing.